GUGCUGCCUGUUAUCUCAAGUUGUCGUAAAAUUUUACACCUCUUAUCAUCACUCAUUUGUCUAUACAAAUAUGCAACAUUCAUUCUAAAUUAUAUCGUAACUCAAGCAGAUUCAUUUGAGAAAUCAGUUUUCCGGGCAACGUUAUUGGUGUUAAAAGCUUGAAUGUUAAAUUAAGUAAAUUUCGAAAAUGUAUAAACAACGCACAGGAAUUGAAAAUCCUUCUUAUGUCAGCUCAAAUGAUGAUCCUGUAGAAGAUGGAGAUCAGAAUGGAUCUUGUGAAGUUCAAACGGAAGCAGAAGAACCUUCCGCCCCUAAACGCGACAACUGGGGAAAUGACAUCGAGUUUUUGAUGUCUUGCAUUGCCCUGUCCGUGGGUCUUGGCAAUGUGUGGCGAUUUCCCUUUAUUGCCUUAGAGAAUGGAGGUGGUGCUUUUCUGAUACCCUAUCUAAUUACUCUGUUUCUAGUGGGUAAACCUAUAUAUUAUUUGGAAAUGAUAUUGGGCCAGUUUUCUAGCCGAGCCAAUGUUAAAAUGUACAACUAUGCACCCAUAAUGAGAGGUAUAGCCUAUGGUCAAACAAUGGCAAUAUUUUUCGUAACGACCUAUUAUUCAUCGCUAAUGGCUUUAACUCUACAUUAUUUUAUCGAUUCCUUCUAUCCCACUCUGCCAUGGAGCUACUGCCGAAAGGAAUGGGGUGAUCUAUGUAUUGAUUCCAAAUUGGAUAGCGAUGAAAGCCGUAAGAGGGCGCAACAGAAUUCAACUGCAGUAAAGAAAUCUUCGGCAGAGUUUUAUUUUAUUAACAUUGUACUGCAAGAGAAAUCCAAUAUAGACGAUGGUCUAGGAGUGCCUAACUGGAAAUUGGUACUUACCCUGGCCUUUGCCUGGCUAGUGAUAACUGUCGUUAUUUUCAAAGGAAUCAAAAGCUCGGGGAAAGUUGCAUACUUCCUGGCCAUAUUUCCUUAUGUCAUACUCUUGGUUCUACUCAUAAGGGCUCUAACCCUUCCUGGGGCUUUUGAUGGGGUGUUGUUUUUCCUUACUCCCCAAUGGGAUAAGCUGCUCGAUGCCAAGGUAUGGUAUGCUGCAGUCACUCAGGUCUUCUUCUCGCUGACAGUAUGUUAUGGUGUCGUUGUGAUGUAUGCUUCCUUCAAUCGUUUUCGUCACAAUAUCAGAAGAGAUUGCAACAUUGUCACCUCCCUGGAUACACUUACAUCGCUGCUCUCGGGCAUAGUUAUUUUUGGUAUUCUGGGAAAUUUGGCUUACGAAUCAAAUAAUCCGAAUAUAAAGAGUGUGGUUAAAUCUGGACCAGCAUUAGCCUUCAUUUCUUACCCGGAUGCCAUAGCCAAGUUUCAGACCAUGCCUCAGAUUUUUUCAGCCUUCUUCUUUCUAAUGUUAUUCAUUUUGGGUAUUGGCAGCAAUGUGGGCAUUAUCUCAACCGUUAUUACGGUCAUAAGCGAUCAAUUUCCCAAUAUUAAACGUUGGAUUGUCGUGUUGGCUUCUGUGCUCAUCUGCUAUGGUCUUGCCUUGUUAUACGUCACUCCCGGAGGGCAAUUUGUCUUGAACUACAUCGACUUUUACGCUGUUACAUUGGUAGUAACAGUAUUGGGCGUUUUUGAACUUCUAUCGGCCAGUUGGAUAUAUGGCGUUAAAAAUAUUUGCCGUGACAUCAAAUUUAUGUUGGGAGUGGAAACAUCGGUUUACUAUCGCAUCUGUUGGGCCAUCAUCACUCCAAUUUUCAUGGCAGCUGUGUAUAUCUAUAUGUUGGUCGACUAUAAACCGCUCACCUACAAUGAUGUCCGUUAUCCCGAAAGUUUAUAUGCUUUGGGUUGGUGUAUUACUGCUAUUGGCGUGGGCCAACUUCUGAUAUGGGGUUCAUAUGCGAUUUGGAGUGGACCCGAACUGAGUUUUGAUGAACGUUUUCGAGGAGCUUUUAAACCUGCUUCUGAUUGGGGACCACUGGAUCCGACAGCUCUCAAGGAAUACCAAGAUUUUGUUAGAGAAACAACAAGUAUUAAAAAGACAGGGACUUGGUCAAAAAUUUUGGAUAAUAUUUUCGGCUAACUUUUGCUAAAGUAUGUACAAAUGUUGUUUUUUACCACUUAAAUUAAAACAAAGCAAUAAAAUAAUUUUAUUAACUCAAAACCCGAA
Molecule: messenger RNA, 2143 nt
Organism: Stomoxys calcitrans (stable fly)
Lineage: Eukaryota; Metazoa; Arthropoda; Insecta; Diptera; Muscidae
Product: sodium-dependent nutrient amino acid transporter 1
Exons: 8
Coding region: 188-2056 (622 amino acids)
Biological process (GO): sodium ion transmembrane transport
Cellular component (GO): membrane
Molecular function (GO): L-amino acid transmembrane transporter activity
Source: RefSeq, a predicted model, not a curated record